AUGACGGCCAUCCUUCACAACAUAGACGAUGCAAACCGCGUCAACCCCAACAACCUUGGAACGGGUUGGCACUUGUCCAACACGAACCUUGCUUUGAAAGGCCCCUUCGGAGGUCACGUCUUUGAACCCCUGACUGCUAUCGCCUACGUGAGGCCCGCCGACAAACUUCAGCGCGCCAAGACCUACUGCAUUGUCGGACCCUUCGGGCACAAUCACAAUUCGGGGGAAAGUGCAAUCAAACACUCCCACAACAGCAAAACUGAUGUAGUAAUCAAUCCUCAAGACCUAGGAGACCUCCUAGCAGGUAAAGCUGUAGUGAACGGCGUUGGAAAGAUCGUUGAUUUCUAUUUUGAAGAUGUAGACAAAAUAACUGGUUGGGAACUCACUGUCAACGCCAAACACAAUUGGUUUGACCCUCGGACCGAAGAAAUCAAGGAAUUCAUUAUGACUUAUCAAUUCGGGCUGUUUACUCCAAUGAGCUUUUAUUGGCCGCAGAUUGCUGUGGGGGCAAGGAUGUUGCUGCAUGGUUAUGUUAUUAGGAAAGAUAUCGUGUCUGGAAGGUUUAUUGUCAAGCUCUAUCUAGCAAUCACCUCUGUUCAUCCACAAUUCAAUUAUAUCAUAUCAACAAACCAAUGUAUCUAUGGCAUCUAUGGCAUUGAGGAGGGCUACAAUGCUAAGCAGGGCGGGCACUGGGAACCUCUCACAGGGGUUGAUAGAUGCGGCGAUAUGUAA
This is a messenger RNA of Melampsora larici-populina 98AG31, 732 nucleotides long. RefSeq lists its product as uncharacterized. The transcript is spliced from 4 exons. Bases 1 to 732 code for a protein of 243 amino acids. The record is from RefSeq and is a predicted model, not a curated record. NCBI's taxonomy places the organism in Eukaryota, Fungi, Basidiomycota, Pucciniomycetes, Pucciniales, Melampsoraceae.